Messenger RNA from Microthlaspi erraticum, 390 nucleotides. The record is from the annotation of a GenBank genome assembly. NCBI's taxonomy places the organism in Eukaryota, Viridiplantae, Streptophyta, Magnoliopsida, Brassicales, Brassicaceae.
AUGGUUCGCCGAAGUGAUAACUAUUCCAAGAAGAUGAUUCGCCGAUGGGAAGAUACGAAGGAGGAGGAAAUCGAUGGUUACCGUGAUGGUGGAUUUAAACUUUCUCACUUCGUCUGUGACGGAGACGAGUGGCCUAGUGAAGAUGGUGCCUUGAUCAAGCGUUAUGCUAGGCUGGGCCUUCACAGUUACAACUUGUUGCAUGGGACAAACUUGCACUUCCAUAGCGUAAAGAGUUUCGACAAGCGAUUCUCUCCCUCCGUUCCUACAAGCGAUUUCUACAUAACAGUAGCUGCACGCGAGCCACCUAGCCUUUUGAAGCAAAACUUUCAGGUCGAAGUUGAUGAAGAGUGUUAUCGCGUUUUGGAUUUAACCUGCUCUAACGUUAUAUAG